Messenger RNA from Penaeus monodon (black tiger shrimp), 435 nucleotides. RefSeq names its product craniofacial development protein 2-like. Bases 1 to 435 code for a protein of 144 amino acids. The record is from RefSeq and is a predicted model, not a curated record. The transcript has a single exon. NCBI's taxonomy places the organism in Eukaryota, Metazoa, Arthropoda, Malacostraca, Decapoda, Penaeidae.
AUGGAAAAGAAGUCACAGAAGAAGGAUGGGAGAUAUACUACUCUGGAGGACAGAAAAGAUAUGCAGGAGUUGGACUGCUUUAUUAGCAGUCAACUCCUGGCUGGAAUAAAGGAAGCAGUCACAGAAGUAAGACCAGUUAAUGACCGGGUCAUCCUGGCAAGACUAGAUGCAAAACCCAGACCAAUGAAUAUCAUACAGGUGUAUCUACCAACCACAGCAGGCGAGGAAGUGGAAGUAAAAGACGUGUAUGCAAAGAUUCAGAGAGAGAUUGAUGAGAUACCAAAGAUAGAAAGAUUAGUAAUAAUGGGAGAUUUCAACACCAAGAUUGGAAGUAUUAAAGAUCAUGUAGCAUGUGGAAAGUUUGGUUUAACAGAAACUAACGAAAGGGGCGAAAUGCUACUAGACUGGAUGGAAAACAAUAACCUGAUAACCUGA